AUGCAGCUUGGUUCUGCCGCCGUCAUUAUCUUCGAAAACGCUUUCCAUCUUUGGGCCCAGCACCGCCUUACACGAGAGCAGGAGUCUGUUUACCCUGUUCGUGUUGCUCUUCAGCGGUACAUGGCGUCUCCCAAUGCAACUGCCGUCAGGGAAACUAUCGGUUCUGCCGUUCGCACAUAUGAAGCAGGCUUCUCUCACUGGAUACCAGGGUCGGCCAAACGCUCUCAGAAGGAGGAGUUAAUCGACACAAUUAUUGAAAUUGUUUUACAGCACCGCCUGCCAACACCUGCAGUCUAA
Suillus plorans is the source of this 297-nucleotide messenger RNA. RefSeq lists its product as uncharacterized. Lineage: Eukaryota; Fungi; Basidiomycota; Agaricomycetes; Boletales; Suillaceae. The coding region runs from base 1 to 297 and encodes 98 amino acids. The record is from RefSeq and is a predicted model, not a curated record. The transcript is spliced from 3 exons.